CUCGACAGGCUGGAGCUUAGUAACGCUUUGAGGAACUUAGCACGCAUGCUAACACGUCAGGAAACAAACAUUUGGUCAGUUAUUCAUAUCUGUACCGAUUUUAGGGACCGUUAAAGAUGGUAGCGAUGACCAAGAGAAUGAAGGUGUUCCAGGUCGUGUUUAACGAUCCGACUAAAGCUUUUUACUGCAGUGGAGAUAAAGUAGCCGGGAAGAUUGUGGUCGAGGUGAACGACAUCACACGGGUCUCGGCUAUGAGAGUGCUCGGGGUCGGCUGUGCCAAAGUGGAUUACUCCAAAGGGAAACACAGAUGUAGGGAAGAAAUAGACUAUCUCAAGUAUGAAGAAGUGGUUCAGCUGGACAACCAUCCUGCAGAUGUUGAUGGUUCGGUUAUCCUCAGGCCUGGAAACAAGUACGAAUACACUUUUGGCUUUGAGCUUCCACAGCAAGGGCAGCUGGUGUCGUCAUACCAGGGGAAGUUUGGUAGCGUGCACUACUAUGUCAAAGCCUUGAUGGAGAGAGGGUCUCAGCCUGUGCUGGAGUGCAUGAAGAACUUUGAGGUGGAAGAGCCACUGGAUGUGAACACUCCGGACUUGCUGUCUCCUGCAAGCGGCAUGAAGGAGAAGAAGGUCACCUGCAUGUUCAUCCCUGAUGGCCAGGUGUGUCUGAACGCCAAGAUUGACAGACGUGGCUUCUGCGAAGGUGAAGAAAUCUUUAUCGAUGCCAAGUUUGAGAACACCUGCUCACGUAUCGUGGUGCCCAAAGCUGCCAUCGUGGCCAAACAGAUCUACCAGGCCAAUGGGAACACCAAAGUGUUCAGGCAGAAGCUUUCCUCAGUUCGUGGGAAUCACAUCAUCUCAGGGAUGUGUGAUGCAUGGCUUGGGAAGACCAUCCGUGUGCCUAAGAUCAAACCCUCCAUUCUGGGUUGUGGGAUCAUCCGCGUAGAGUACGCCCUCAUGAUCUACAUGCACAUUCCAGGCAGUGAGAAGCUGGUCCUGGAGCUGCCCCUGGUCAUCGGGACAGUGCCUUACAGCGGGCUUAGCAGCCGCAGUAACAGCAUGAGCAGUCAGGAGAGCACAGCCUCCACCAGCUGGGUGUCUCUGCGCAUGCCGUCCUCGUGUCCACCCAGCUACUGCGACGUGACUCGUGACUGCUGCCUGGACCAGCCACUCACACCGCUUCUGGAUGACUAUGACGGAGGGGACAGUCCCAUCUUCAUGAACAGUCCACAGUUCUUCCCUCCACUCCCACCUUACUCAGAGGUGGAGGAAGAGUACAACGCCAACUCCCGCAUGCUUCCAGUCUACUGAGUGGCUUAACUUCUCCAAGCAAGCCAGCCUUCCUUCUCUCAUUAUUCAGGAACCGCAGACGCUUUCUCCCAAGUUAAAAAGCUGACAGGCGAGGAGUGUCCAGGGAUGACUAAGGUCCCGGGGUUUCUGUGUCUGUGCUGUCACGAUGCUCUAGAGUUGUUUUCUGAGCGCGUGUCGUGGUGAACUGUCAGGGAUUGAACGAGCUCACUAUCUUGUGCGCGUCGUUUUGCUGUUCCAAGCCUUCCAUCUUUAGCUUCUUGCUGGAACCAAGGCUUAAUUUGCUCCUAAACAUUCCCUAAACAAAGGGCGCAAAGCAACUUUUAGCUUCCUCACCUGUUACCAAUCAUUCUGUAGAGAUCAUGUGUUGUAGCAGACUUUGUCUGAGGAACUGUUUGAUUUGAUACAGAACAGUGUUUAACCAUAAUGAUGCACUUUCGUAUGGAUGCAGAUUGCUUCCUGACUGCCUGAAGAGACUACUCAUGUUACUUUAAAGCGUUAGUUAUUUUGUCUUCCACUUCUACGUUGCUUCCCCGUCUGUGACGUGUUUCAGUACAUCACAAAUGCUGCACUGAUGCACUGUGUCUGAACGUGGACUUUCCUACUUGGGUGGCCAGGUGACAUCCUGACACCUAAAGUGCCAACGUCAGGGUGCUUGUGUUAUUCUAGUCAGAUCAGGAAAUACACUGUGUUCUUGAAUGUUACUGAUGAUAUCUUUAUUUUUCCAAUGAUGGCCUUUUAUAUUAAAUCUGUGUAAGAUUGUAUGAGAAUGUAUUGCCUUUUUUUUGUAUUAUAAGUGCUUUUGUAUUUGAACCCUGUGGGUUAGUUUUCAAUAAAAGGCUAAAAAUCGUA
Messenger RNA from Tachysurus vachellii, 2156 nucleotides. It is a transcript of the gene txnipa, whose product is annotated as thioredoxin interacting protein a. Gene Ontology annotation, cellular component: cytoplasm. The record is from RefSeq and is a predicted model, not a curated record. Gene Ontology annotation, biological process: protein transport. The transcript is spliced from 6 exons. Lineage: Eukaryota; Metazoa; Chordata; Actinopteri; Siluriformes; Bagridae. The coding region runs from base 117 to 1307 and encodes 396 amino acids. Gene Ontology annotation, molecular function: ubiquitin protein ligase binding.